Messenger RNA from Batrachochytrium dendrobatidis JAM81, 1500 nucleotides. RefSeq lists its product as uncharacterized. Bases 1 to 1500 code for a protein of 499 amino acids. The transcript is spliced from 6 exons. The record is from RefSeq and is a predicted model, not a curated record. Lineage: Eukaryota; Fungi; Chytridiomycota; Chytridiomycetes; Rhizophydiales.
AUGACGGCAAAAUCUGGCAUGUAUUUGCCCCAUUCAUCAUUUCACUGUUUCUGGGAGGAUCGAAUUGACUGGAUUACCAAACCCAUUGAAAAUGCCGACUAUUGUGUUGUUGAAACUAGAUUGUUUGCAGCAACUAUUGCAACUAUUACAACUGCUACCCAUAUUAUUGUUAUCAAGUUUCGAGAUCAACUCGUUUUACAUUUCCAUUUCCAUUCAUUUCCUGACACCCUACAAAUACCAAUAAUGAGCUCACUGUGGUCCCGUCUCAACAUCCUAUCGGCUCUUUCUCCAAAACAGUCUUGCCGUAGUGUGCAAAACACUAUUCCCCAACCAACCAAUGCUUGUGAAAAUGCACCACACCUUGCCGAAGCAAGCAUGAAUCCAGAAAGUUCAAAUCAGGAAAACAUAUAUACUGAUAUGUAUACAUCCAGCCCAAUCAGUGCAAUCAGUACAAUCAGUGCAAUCAAUGAUCCAAGAAUCCCUGCUUCACCAAUCUCAUCCUUGAUUGAGGCAGUUAGGAUACUGCAGUCUGGAAAGCAAUGUGACUCUACAGUAUCAACCAUAUAUACUGCAGAGUCCAUUGCACCAGAUUCAGCAGUGACUGGUCAUUCAUCAGGACCCGUUGAGCAUUAUACCGAUGCUCAAGCAUCUAUGCUGUCAUACAGCUAUGCUAAACGGGUUUUGGCGUGUGACAAACCGCCUUUUGAAACUCGGUAUAAAGCUGACCAGAUGAUGUACACAAGCAACCCAAUCACGGUACUCAACCAGAUCCUGUUCAGUGUUUGCAGUCUCUGCAGUGGUGACUGGACCAAACUCAUGAUUGCUGAAAACAUGGCAAGAUCACCGCAUCAAUCAACCAGUACCGUUUCCUCGACCACCCAAUGCAUCCGUGACAAAUGUAAGGUGCUUUCGAUUGAUCCAGACAGUGCAUCUGCGUCUGAUGCAACUCGACUGGUAUAUGUAGUUGGAUCUGUGGGCAUGCGAUUGAUCAACAACGAUUUGUCAGUGUACACGCAGACCAACAAUUUGCGUGGUAUCAGUCCAAUCCAAACUACUGGCAGGGCAACUCGAGGUAAUAUGAACUCGAUUGGAAACGUUGACUUUUUCAUAUCGAUGGACGAGAUGCUACAAACAGUCACAUACCUCACCAUGCAAGUUGUAUCCUUGAAAACUGAUCUGAUCGCUGUGACUAGCGCAUUUGGUCAGUUGCAGAGCCAAACCAAUGACAUUGUUGUCAUGAUGACCAAACACGACAAUGUCAUUCGAUCAUUACUGGGACAGAUCUUGGUCAAACUGGACUCUGGUUGCUCACCAACACAUGCAGUUGUUAUACCAGUUGUGGUAUUCGAAACCAUUUCCACGACUGUGGACAUCAUCGCAACAGUGACUGUGUUUUGUCCACAAAGUCAAUUCAAGUUGUUUAUAUGCAACAACAGCACGUUGCACACACACGCAGACUGUCGAUACGGAAUGCCAAGCAACAAUCGACUUAUUCCGUAG